AUGACUGAUUCUUUUGUUACACUGCAAACGUCAUCCAGCACCGUUCAAGGGAUCCAGGAUGAGCGGUUUGAGCGGCACGUCUGGCAUUUUCGGGGCAUCCCAUACGGCCGCAUUCCGGAGAGAUUCCACAAACCGGCAUAUGAUGCGCUCCCAAGGGAACUAGAUGCGACAAAAUUUGGUCCGCAAUGCCCUCAGCCAAAGGUUGACGUUGGCCAUCUCCUUCGUCUGCCGCGAAACCUGGAGAGUCCAACCAUUGAAGAAGACGAAUUCAAUUGUUUGAACUUGAACAUCUCUCGUCCAACAAGCGCAGACAUAAAAGACAAAGGACUACUGCCGGUGCUCGUAUGGAUUCAUGCUCCAGGCGGCUCUCAAUGUGUGACAUUUGCGUCAGCUGCGAGUCCAGUUUGUGAUCCCACGAGGUUUGUGGCCGAAUCAGUCGACAGCGACAGGCCCAUCAUCAUUGUCACAUUCAACUACCGCCUCAACAUCUUUGCCUUUGGCGAUGGCGAAGGAGAGAGGAAUCUCGCCCUCCAAGACCAGAGACUGGCUCUCCAAUGGGUAUCGGAUAACAUCCGAGACUUUGGCGGUGAUCCGGGGAAAAUCACACUUGCCGGUGAAAGUGCAGGUGCUGUAUAUGUGCACGCCCAUGUCCUAUCCAAGACGGCCCCGAAAUGUGUCUCCCAGGCCAUAUUGGCAUCAGGCUCUCUCCAUCUGUCGCCUCCCCAACCACUGGAAGUUGGCCAGGGUCUUUUGAAACGGAUAACGACUGAGCUGCAAGCCAGAGGGGAAACACUACACAACAGCAGCGCGGAUUCGUUAGUCCAGGCGUUGAUCAAUUGCGGAGUGACCUCUAUGUGGCUCCAGGAAGACCCCGACAUCGAUGGUUGGGAGAAUAGAACGGAAGAGAUCGAUGGAAUUAUGGUAUCCGAUGUGGAAUAUGAGUCAGCUAUAUGGCGGAGCGGUGUUGACCUUUUAAAGCCAGAGGAGAUUCUUGAAAUCAUCCGCUCCUGCUCACAAGACGCCCCGAAGCUUGAAGAGCUUUAUCAUAUCUAUUCUGAACGGCCUGUUUCCUCUAGACUCGGAGUUCUCGACAUUAUCAACGACACAAGAUUCGCCCUUCCCGCAUUAGAGAUUAGUGAGAGAUGGCGCAAGAUUAACAAAAAGGUUUACCAGUACAUAGUGGACGAAGCCAACCCAUGGCAAGCAUCUAGUCGCGCUCAUCACGCUGUGGAUCUCAUCUUCUUAUUCGGCGGAGUGGACCUCUCCUUCAACCCUGGUGCUGACAGAGUUGGAAAGGAGAUGCGUCAAGCGUGGAUGACAUUCAUGUAUGGGGGUAGUCCAUGGCCAGAAUCAUCAAUCCAGGGUUAUGGCCCAUACGGAAAUGUGGAGGAACUUGAUAUGCAAAAGUACAAGGCAAGGCGGAGAGUUCAUUGUUUUGACCACUUGCAGACCAUGGGGGCUGCACAAUGUCGGCUGCUGAGUGGUAGACUUGGGGCUGGCAGAGUCAGCUUGCUAAAUUGA
This is a messenger RNA of Fusarium vanettenii 77-13-4, 1521 nucleotides long. RefSeq lists its product as uncharacterized. The record is from RefSeq and is a predicted model, not a curated record. NCBI's taxonomy places the organism in Eukaryota, Fungi, Ascomycota, Sordariomycetes, Hypocreales, Nectriaceae. The transcript is spliced from 6 exons. Bases 1 to 1521 code for a protein of 506 amino acids.